This is a messenger RNA of Debaryomyces hansenii CBS767, 4320 nucleotides long. It is a transcript of the gene SPT6, whose product is annotated as chromatin-remodeling histone chaperone. The record is from RefSeq and is a predicted model, not a curated record. Bases 1 to 4320 code for a protein of 1439 amino acids. Gene Ontology annotation, biological process: transcription elongation by RNA polymerase II; mRNA transcription by RNA polymerase II; positive regulation of transcription elongation by RNA polymerase II. The transcript has a single exon. Gene Ontology annotation, molecular function: nucleosome binding; histone binding; DNA binding. Gene Ontology annotation, cellular component: transcription elongation factor complex. NCBI's taxonomy places the organism in Eukaryota, Fungi, Ascomycota, Pichiomycetes, Serinales, Debaryomycetaceae.
AUGGCGAAGGAAGAUAUUGAAGAAGAGAGAGAGAUUCGUAAUGAUGCCUCUGAAAAUAGCUCUGACGAAGAAGGUGACGAUGUUUUAGAUUCUUCUGAAGAAGAUGACGAUGACGAUGAUGAAGAGGCCAUUAAGCGUGUUCGUGAAGGAUUUAUUGUCGACGAUGAUGAAGAUGAAAGCCAAAAGCGUAAAAGAAGAAAGCAUAAGAAGAGAAAGAGAGAAGAACGCACUAAUGAUGAUGAAAAUAAUGCUUUAGAUCAAGAUGAUUUGGAGUUGUUAAUGGAAAAUUCAGGUGCGAGACCUCAACCUAGUUCCAAUAAACUUAAGCGUCUUAAGAGAGCGUAUACCGAAGAUACAGAAGGUGCGGAGGAAGAAGAGAUAGGAGCCAAAUCUGGAAGGGGUGGAUUGACCGAUAUUUUCUCAGAUGAAGAUAACAAUGAAGAAGAACGAGCAGAUUUAGGUGAGACUCGUGUUGACGAUGAUCGUAAUAUAUUAGAUGAAUUCGAAGAUUUUAUCGAAGAAGAUGAAUAUUCUGAUGAGGACGAAGAACGUCAACGUAAGUUAACUCAGCAACGUGAACGUGCUCAAAAGAAAGGUCCAAGACUUGAUACUUCCAAAUUAUCCAAUGUUGACAGAGAAAGUUUACAACAGUUGUUUGAAGUUUUCGGUAAUGGUGCAGAGUAUGAAUGGGCAUUAGAGGCACAAGAAAUGGAAGAUGAGGGUAAUGGUGAAAACUUAGAACCUACUUCAUUGGACGAAGUUUUCGAACACGCAGAAUUAAAAGAACGUAUGUUAACAGAAGAAGACAACUUGAUUCGUAUUGUGGAUAUUCCUGAAAGAUUCCAAAAGUACCGUGCCAAUUUAAACUAUAUUGAUUUGGAAGGAGAAGAGUUAAAAAGUGAGCAAGGCUGGGUGGCCAAUAUAUUGUUCAUGGAGAAGCAGGGCUCAUUUAGUGGAUUUUUGGAAGAACCCUUUAAAGAAGCAGUUUCUAAGGUAGUCGAAUUCAUUUCAAAAGAUGUUUAUGAAGUUCCAUUUAUAUGGACUCACCGUCGUGAUUUCUUAUUGUAUUCAGAAGAAAUAAAAAAUGAGGACGGAAGCGUCACUAAUUCAGUUCAUAAAUUGUUAUUUGAAGAUGACUUAUGGCGUAUUUUCCAAUUGGAUAUUGAAUAUCACUCGCUUUACGAAAAAAGAGUAAAUAUAGAAAAAUUGAUAGAAUCUUUGAAUUUGGACGAUGACCUAGUUAAAGAUGUCAAAUCAUUGGAAACGAUGGUUGCAAUUCAAGAUUUACAAGACUAUAUUAAUUUUACUUAUUCCACUGAAAUACGAAAAUUAUACGACGACAAAGAAACCGAAGGAAUUGACGCUAAUAUAACCAAGAAACAUUCUAAAUAUGCUAUUUUUGAGAGAAUAAAAUCUAAUGUCUUAUACGAUGCGGUGAAUGCUUUUGGUAUCAGCGCAAAAGAAUUUGGUGAAAACGUUCAAGACCAAAGUUCCAAAAAGUUUGAGGUCCCUUACAGAAUUCACGCCACUGAUGAUCAUAUUGAAUCCCCCGAAGACUUGAUUGAAAGACUUUGUGAAGAUGACGAAGUUUUAUUCAAAGAUCCAAAGAAUGCUCUUAAUGCAGUCAGAAAGACCUUUGCAGAAGAAAUUUUCCACAAUCCUAAAAUUAGACAUGAAGUAAGAACCACGUUUAAAGAUUUUGCUUCCAUAAGAGUGGCGGUCACAGAGAAGGGGAAAGCCAUAGACAACCACAGUCCUUAUGCGGAUAUUAAAUAUGCCAUCAAUAGAUCUCCUGCUGAUUUGGUACGUAAUCCUGAUGUUUUACUUAGAAUGCUAGAAGCAGAAGCUGCUGGUUUGGUCGUCGUGAAGGUGGAAACAAAAGAUUAUGACAGUUGGUUCCAGUGUAUUUUCAACUGUUUAAAGUCUGAUGGAUCUUCAGAGAUUUUUGAAAAAUGGAAUAAAGAAAGAGAGUUUGUAUUAAACAUGGCUUUCAAAAGAUUAACAUCUAUGGUGUCUAUGAAUACUAAGGAAGACUUACGUCGUGAAUGUGAACGUUUGAUUGCAAGUGAAGUCCGUCGUAGGUUCUUAGCGAGAAUUGAUCAAGCUCCAUUUACUCCAUUUGGGUUUGAUAAAGGUACGAAACCAAAUGUGUUAGCGUUAUCUUUCGGUAAAGGUGAUUUUGACAGUGCUGUCAUUGGUGCAUUUUUAAGAGAAAGUGGUAAGGUUGAUGAAUUUUUUAAAUCCGAAGAUAAUCCUAUUAGGGAUCGCGAGAGUGAAGACAAGUUUAGCGGGCAAUUGAAAGAAUUCUUCGACAAAAACCUUCGUAAUCAAAAACCGGAUGUUAUAGUUGUUUCAGGCUAUAAUGCAAUCUCAAAGAAGCUUUUUGAUUCCGUUAAGUCUUUCGUUGAGACUAAUAAUGUUACUGCUAAUACAGAAGAAUUAACAGACGUCCAAAAUCCACCAUUAAUACAAGUGAUUUGGGGACAAUCAGAAACUGCAACUUUAUUUCAAAACUCCGAAAGGGCAAGAAUUGAAUUUUCAGAUAAGCCUACUUUGGCUAAAUAUUGUGUAGGGUUAGCACGCUAUGUGCAAAGUCCACUAUUAGAAUACCUUUCAUUAGGUGAAGGUAUUUUAUCGUUGACCUUUUUUGAACAUCAAAAGUUGAUUUCAACUGAUUUAGUUAUGGAAGCUAUUGAAUCGGCAUACGUGGAUAUCAUUAAUAUGGUUGGUGUCGAAAUUAACGAAGCAAUUCGUGAUCCAUAUAUUGCACAACUUUUACCUUAUGUUGCAGGGUUGGGACCUCGUAAAGCUUCUGGUUUAUUGAGAAAUAUCAAUUCGAAAUUAGGAUCUACAUUGGCUAAUAGAAGUGAUUUGAUUGAAAAUGAACUUUCAACUGCUAAUAUCUUUAUUAACUGCUCAUCAUUUUUGAAUAUUCCUUAUGAUGAAGGUUUGUCUAUGAGAGACUCAUCAGUAGAAUUAUUGGAUGCUACAAGAAUUCAUCCGGAAGAUUAUGACUUAGCUCGUAAGAUGGCUGCCGAUGCACUUGAUCUAGAUGAAGAAGACAUGGCACAUGUGGAAGAGCAGGGUGGUAUUAUUUAUCAGUUGAUGCAAGAUGGUGUAAAUAAAGUUGAUGAUUUGAAUUUAACUGCAUAUGGUAAAGAAUUAGAGAGCAAAUUUGGUAAAAAGAAAUACGCCACUUUACAAAGUAUCAAGGAAGAACUUGUUAAUAAUUUUGAAGAAAUCAGAAGGUCGUUCCAUAUUUUGGAAAGCCAUGAAGUUUUCCACAUGUUAACAGGCGAAACAACUGAAUCUUUUACUAGAAAUACGAUUGUACCUGUGACAGUUAAUAAGGUCGGUCAGAACUUCAGAGAUUUCGAAAACUCGAAGAUUAAAUUUGCAAAGGUAACAACUUCUUCUUUUAUCCAGGGUAAUAUUGAAGAGGCAAGUAUUCCUCAAGGCAUUGACCUUGCGCAAGGCCAGGUAGUACAGGCCGUUGUUUUGGAUGCUUAUUAUGAUUCUUUCACUGCAUCAUUUAGUUUACUCGAAGCAGAUAUUCAAAAGGGGGCUGCUCCUAAAUUUCAUAAAGAUCCCCUUAAAUGGAAUUUCGAAGCAGAGCAAGCAGACAAGCAAAAAGAAAUGGCAAAGGAAAGAGCACAACUUGCGAAAACAAGGAACAUUCAACAUCCGUUAUUUCACAACUUUAGCUAUAAGCAAGCUGAAGAAUUUUUAGCUCCUCAAGCAGUAGGGGAUUGUGUACUUCGCCCAUCUUCAAAGGGACCAAAUUACUUAACAGUCACUUGGAAAGUGUCUAACAAUUUAUUUCAACAUCUUAGUAUACAAGAAAAUACUCAAGGUAUGGGUAAGGAAUAUAUUGUAGAGCAUAAAAAAUACGCCGACUUGGAUCAAUUAAUCUUUCAACAUGUUCAGGCUAUUGCCAAACAUGUGGAUGAAAUGUGCCGUCAUCCAAAAUUCCGCGAAGGUACUAUGUCUGAGGUCAAUGAAUGGUUGGAAUCGUACACUAAAGCUAAUCCAAAGAAUAGUGCUUACGUUUUUUGCUUUGAUCAUAAAGCACCCGGUUGGUUUUUAUUAUUAUUUAAAGUUAACGUUAACACGCCUAUAACCACAUGGCACGUUAAAACAGAAUGUGACGGUUACAGAUUAAAAGGAUUCUCAUAUCCAAGUAUGCUUCGUUUAUGUAAUGGUUUUAAACAAACCUUCAAGAGUUAUGUAAAAGGUAUUGCGGAUAGAUCGAGAUCGACCAAACCUGCUCCUGUCAACAACCAAGCUCAAGCAAGUACAUACGGUGGAUAUGGUUAUUGA